AAAAAAAACAUUGUUAAUGAAUACAAUUUAGAUAUAAGGAGCAGUUUUUAAUGAUUUCCUAAACAUGAGAUACAGUAUUACAGACAAAUGAUUUCAUGUUUGUCUAAUGAGCUUGGAAAGAAAAGCGUCUGGACUUCUCUAAGUUUCUUAAAGAUGUUUUUCUUCCCAGUCUCCUUAGACUUAAAACCUUCUCAGAGGAGUUCAUGUUUGUUUUCACAGACAACAUACAAGAUUUUUACUGCACAACACUAGGGGAACUAGUAACUUUACAGUUUAGACUGCUAAAGUGUUUGACAAAGCCUUGAAAACUGAUAUAGCAUCUUGUGUAAAGAGUUAUCUGUUUUUCACCCAAAACAAAAUUAUGAAACAUAAAUAAAUGAAGGUGAAGAGUUCAGAAUUCUGCUGCCACUGACAUAUGAACCUACAGAUUACUCCUCCUAAUCCUGCACCAUGAGCUGCCUGCCCUUCAAACUGAAAAAAAGAGUUAAACAGACAAAAUCCAGACCAUCAGAGGCAACUGGCAAGAGAUUUGGCCAUAAAUCACAAACCACAGCUAGAGCUAGGCUACACACUCACACUGACACAGCAAAGACAGAUGGCAAACAUAAAGAAAAGCCCUACAGUGACCCUAAGAAGAGUUCAAAAAGAAGACAUGCUGGCACCAAAGUGAACCUUCUUCUUCUGGGAAUGUCUGGGACUGGAAAGAGUGCCAGUGGGAACACCAUCCUUGGACAGAAACUCUUCAUUUCUAGACCCAGUUCAAAGCCGGUCACCAAAAAGUGCCAGAUGAAAGAAACUGAGAUAGAAGGUGUACACUUAACUGUGAUUGAUACUCCUGACAUCUUUGACGAUGACAUGAAAUCAUCAGUUAGGGAGAAACAUGUGAAAAGGUGCAAACAGCUCUAUGAGUCAAGACCCUUUGUGUUUGUACUUGUGAUGCAUGUGAGCAGAUUUACAGAUGGUGAGAGAGACAUUAUGGAAAAAUUAGAAAAUGCUUUUGGGAGAGAAGUUAGAGAAAAAACAAUUAUCCUGUUCACCCGAGGAGACGACCUACAACAGGCAGGAAUGGGGCUGGAGGAUUUUUUACAUACCUGUCAACCUGAUCUGAAGAAAAUACUUGAAAAGUGUGGCAACAGGUGUGUUCUCUUUGAGAACCACAGAUCAGAUUCAGCUCAAGUGGAAACGCUAAUGGACAAUGUGAUCAGGGUGAUAGAAGAAAAGCAAACAUGAUGACUUCAUCUAUCAGAUCAGAGCACUAAAAUGCGUGCCAUUUCCUGUCUCAGGUAAUAAAUAGGUUAGAGCAUUAGUCUGUUUCUUAAAGUGACAUAUAUUGGAUUCAUAAAUAGUUUUCUCUGUCUUGUUGUACAACUCCAACGUAGCCUACAUCCAACCAAGAAGCCUUGUAGCCUCCUGCUUCAUGUCCCCUGUUCCUUAUGUUUUAUAGUCCCUUCGUUUCUAUGGUGUUUCAUUGGAUUUUUAUGGAGUUUGGUUUUCCUUCAAUAAAAGAAUACCUGCC
Messenger RNA from Oreochromis niloticus (Nile tilapia), 1516 nucleotides. Its product is annotated as GTPase IMAP family member 7-like. The record is from RefSeq and is a predicted model, not a curated record. Gene Ontology annotation, molecular function: GTP binding. Lineage: Eukaryota; Metazoa; Chordata; Actinopteri; Cichliformes; Cichlidae. The coding region runs from base 451 to 1230 and encodes 259 amino acids. The transcript is spliced from 4 exons.